Cygnus olor (mute swan) is the source of this 6606-nucleotide messenger RNA. It is a transcript of the gene MUC22, whose product is annotated as mucin 22. Lineage: Eukaryota; Metazoa; Chordata; Aves; Anseriformes; Anatidae. Bases 1 to 6606 code for a protein of 2201 amino acids. The record is from RefSeq and is a predicted model, not a curated record. The transcript has 8 exons.
AUGACCUCCACAGUUGCCUCCACAACCUCUUCCGAGACCUCCACGGCCUCCUCAACCACUCCAGGGACCUCCACAGGACUCACAUCAACCCCUGUGAGCUCCACAGUGGCCUCCACUACGUCACCUGAGACCUCCACGGCCUUUACUUCCACUCCAGGCACCUCCACAGGCCUCACCUCCACUCCGGGGACCUCCACAGCGGCCUCCACCACCUCAGCUGAGACCUCCACAGCCUCCAGUACAACUGCAGGCACCUCCACUGGCCUCACUUCAACACCAGGCACCUCCACAUCUGCCUCCACCACCUCCUCCGAAACCUCCACGGCCUCCUCUUCUACUCCGGUCACCUCCACAGGUGUCACCUCCAGCCCCGUGACCUCUGCACCGGCCUCCACCACCUCAGCUGAGACCUCUACCAUCUCCAGCACAAUUCAAGCAACAUCCACGGGCCUCACCUCCACUGCGGGGACCUCCACAGUGGCCUCCACCACGUCAGAUGAGACCUCCACGGCCUCCACUACAACUUCCGGCACCUCCACGGGCCUCACCUCCACACCAUUGACCUCCACAGUGGCCUCCACCACCUCUUCCGAAACCUCCACGGCCUCAUCAACAUCUCCAGGUACCUCCACAGGCCUCACCUCCACUCCUUUGACCUCCACAGUGGCCUCCACCACAUCAGCUGAGACCUCCACGGCCUCCACUACAACUUCCGGCACCUCCACAGGCCUCACCUCCACUCCGGGGACCUCCACAGCGGCCUCCGCCACCUCAGCUGAGACAUCCAUGGCCUACAGUACAACUCCAGGCACCUCCAGCGGCCUGACCUCCACUCCAGUGACCACUACCACGGCUGCCACAACCUCCCCAGAGACUUCCACAGCGUCCUCAACAUCUCCAGGAACCUCCACAGGCCUCACCUCCACACACAUGACCUCCACUGUUGCCUCCACCACGACCCAGGAGACCUCCAUGGCCUCAUCAACAUCUCCAGGUACCUCCACUGUCCUCACCUCCACUGCUUUGACCUCCACAACGGCCUCUACCACCUCCUCAGAGACCUCAACAGCCUCCAGCACAACUCCAGGCACCUCCACAGGCCUCACCUCCACUCCUUUGACCUCCACAUCCGCCUCCACCACCUCCUCAGAGGCCUCCACAGCGUCCUCAACAUCUCCAGGCACUUCCACGGGUCUGACCACCACACCCAUGACCUCCACAGUUGCCUCCACAACCUCUUCCGAGACCUCCACGGCCUCCUCAACCACUCCAGGGACCUCCACAGGACUCACAUCAACCCCUGUGAGCUCCACAGUGGCCUCCACUACGUCACCUGAGACCUCCACGGCCUUUACUUCCACUCCAGGCACCUCCACAGGCCUCACCUCCACUCCGGGGACCUCCACAGCGGCCUCCACCACCUCAGCUGAGACCUCCACAGCCUCCAGUACAACUGCAGGCACCUCCACUGGCCUCACUUCAACACCAGGCACCUCCACAGUGGCCUCCACCACCUCCUCCGAAACCUCCACGGCCUCCUCUUCUACUCCGGUCACCUCCACAGGCGUCACCUCCAGCCCCGUGACCUCUGCACCGGCCUCCACCACCUCAGCUGAGACCUCUACCGUCUCCAGCACAACUCAACCAACAUCCAUGGGCCUCACCUCCACUCUGGGGACCUCCACAGCUGCCUCCACCACGUCAGAUGAGACCUCCACGGCCUCCACUACAACUUCCGGCACCUCCACAGGCCUCACCUCCACUCCGGGGACCUCCACAGCGGCCUCCACCACCUCAGCUGAGACCUCCACAGCCUCCAGUACAACUGCAGGCACCUCCACUGGCCUCACUUCAACACCAGGCACCUCCACAGCGGCCUCCACCACCUCCUCCGAAACCUCCACGGCCUCCUCUUCUACUCCGGUCACCUCCACAGGUGUCACCUCCAGCCCCGUGACCUCUGCACCGGCCUCCACCACCUCAGCUGAGACCUCUACCAUCUCCAGCACAAUUCAAGCAACAUCCACGGGCCUCACCUCCACUGCGGGGACCUCCACAGUGGCCUCCACCACGUCAGCUGAGACCUCCACGGCCUCCACUACAACUUCCGGCACCUCCACGGGCCUCACCUCCACACCAUUGACCUCCACAGUGGCCUCCACCACCUCUUCCGAAACCUCCACGGCCUCAUCAACAUCUCCAGGCCUCACCUCCACUCCACGGACCUCCACAGCGGCCUCCACCACAUCAGCUGAGACCUCCACGGCCUACAGUACAACUCCAGGCACCUCCAGCGGCCUGACCACCACUCCAGUGACCACUACCACGGCUGCCACCACCUCCCCAGAGACUUCCACAGUGUCCUCAACAUCUCCAGGAACCUCCACAGUACUCACCUCCACACACAUGACCUCCACUGUGGCCUCCACCACCUCUUCUGAGACCUCCACGGCCUCCUCUUCCACGCCAGGAACCUCCACAGUACUCACCUCCACUCUGGGGACCUCGACUGUGGCCUCCACCAUGACCCAGGAGACCUCCACGGCCUCCUCAACAUCUCCAGGAACCUCCACUGUCCUCACCUCCACUCCUUUGACCUCCACAACGGCCUCUACCACCUCCUCAGAGACCUCAACAGCCUCCAGUUCAACUCCAGGCACCUCCACAGGCCUCACCUCCACUCCUUUGACCUCCACAUCUGCCUCCACCACCUCCUCAGAGGCCUCCACAGCAUCCUCAACAUCUCCAGGCACUUCCACGGGUCUGACCACCACACCCAUGACCUCCACAGUUGCCUCCACAACCUCUUCCGAGACCUCCACGGCCUCCUCAACCACUCCAGGGACCUCCACAGGACUCACAUCAACCCCUGUGAGCUCCACAGUGGCCUCCACUACGUCACCUGAGACCUCCACGGCCUUUACUUCCACUCCAGGCACCUCCACAGGCCUCACCUCCACUCCUUUGACCUCCACAUCUGCCUCAACCACCUCCUCAGAGGCCUCCACAGCGUCCUCAACAUCUCCAGGCACUUCCACGGGUCUGACCACCACACCCAUGACCUCCACAGUUGCCUCCACAACCUCUUCCGAGACCUCCACGGCCUCCUCAACCACUCCAGGGACCUCCACAGGACUCACAUCAACCCCUGUGAGCUCCACAGUGGGCUCCACUACGUCACCUGAGACCUCCACGGCCUUUACUUCCACUCCAGGCACCUCCACAGGCCUCACCUCCACUCCGGGGACCUCCACAUCUGCCUCCACCACCUCAGCUGAGACCUCCACAGCCUCCAGUACAACUGCAGGCACCUCCACUGGCCUCACUUCAACACCAGGCACCUCCACAGCGGCCUCCACCACCUCCUCCGAAACCUCCACGGCCUCCUCUUCUACUCCGGUCACCUCCACAGGCGUCACCUCCAGCCCCGUGACCUCUGCACCGGCCUCCACCACCUCAGCUGAGACCUCUACCGCCUCCAGCACAACUCAAGCAACAUCCAUGGGCCUCACCUCCACUCCGGGGACCUCCACAGCUGCCUCCACCACGUCAGAUGAGACCUCCACGGCCUCCUCUUCCACUCCAGGAACCUCCACAGGACUCACCUCCCCACCACUGACCUCCACAGUUGCCUCUACCACCUCCUCAGAGACCUCAACAGCCUCCAGCACAGCUCCAGGGACCUCGAUUGGCCUCACCUCCACUCCGGGGACCUCCACAGCGGCCUCCACCACAUCAGCUGAGACCUCCACGGCCUCCACUACAACUUCCGGCACCUCCACAGGCCUCACCUCCACACCAUUGACCUCCACAGUGGCCUCCACCACCUCUUCCGAAACCUCCGCGGCCUCAUCAACAUCUCCAGGUACCUCCACAGGCCUCACCUCUACUCCACGGACCUCCACAGCGGCCUCCACCACCUCAGCUGAGACCUCCACGGCCUACAGUACAACUCCAGGCACCUCCAGCGGCCUGACCUCCACUCCAGUGACCACUACCACGGCUGCCACCACCUCCCCAGAGACUUCCACAGCGUCCUCAACAUCUCCGGGAACCUCCACAGGCCUCACCUCCACACACAUGACCUCCACUGUGGCCUCCACCACCUCUUCUGAGACCUCCACGGCCUCCUCUUCCACGCCAGGAACCUCCACAGUACUCACCUCCACUCUGGGGACCUUGACUGUGGCCUCCACCAUGACCCAGGAGACCUCCACGGCCUCAUCAACAUCUCCAGGAACCUCCACUGUCCUCACCUCCACUCCUUUGACCUCCACAACGGCCUCUACCACCUCCUCAGAGACCUCAACAGCCUCCAGUUCAACUCCAGGCACCUCCACAGGCCUCACCUCCACUCCUUUGACCUCCACAUCUGCCUCCACCACCUCCUCAGAGGCCUCCACAGCAUCCUCAACAUCUCCAGGCACUUCCACGGGUCUGACCACCACACCCAUGACCUCCACAGUUGCCUCCACAACCUCUUCCGAGACCUCCACGGCCUCCUCAACCACUCCAGGGACCUCCACAGGACUCACAUCAACCCCUGUGAGCUCCACAGUGGCCUCCACUACGUCACCUGAGACCUCCACGGCCUUUACUUCCACUCCAGGCACCUCCACAGGCCUCACCUCCACUCCGGGGACCUCCACAGCGGCCUCCACCACCUCAGCUGAGACCUCCACAGCCUCCAGUACAACUGCAGGCACCUCCACUGGCCUCACUUCAACACCAGGCACCUCCACAUCUGCCUCCACCACCUCCUCCGAAACCUCCACGGCCUCCUCUUCUACUCUGGUCACCUCCACAGGUGUCACCUCCAGCCCCGUGACCUCUGCACCGGCCUCCACCACCUCAGCUGAGACCUCUACCAUCUCCAGCACAACUCAACCAACAUCCACGGGCCUCACCUCCACUCCGGGGACCUCCACAGCGGCCUCCACCACAUCAGCUGAGACCUCCACGGCCUCCACUACAACUUCCGGCACCUCCACGGGCCUCACCUCCACACCAUUGAUCUCCACAGUGGCCUCCACCACCUCUUCCGAAACCUCCACGGCCUCAUCAACAUCUCCAGGGACCUCCACCGGCCCCACCACCACACCUUUGACCUCCACAUCUGCCUCCACCACAUCAGCUGAGACCUCCACAGCCUCCAGUACAACUGCAGGCACCUCCACUGGCUUCACUUCAACACCAGGCACCUCCACAGCGGCCUCCACCACCUCCUCCGAAACCUCCACGGCCUCCUCUUCUACUCCGGUCACCUCCACAGGUGUCACCUCCAGUCCCGUGACCUCUGCACCGGCCUCCAUCACCUCAGCUGAGACCUCUACCAUCUCCAGCACAAUUCAAGCAACAUCCACGGGCCUCACCUCCACUGCGGGGACCUCCACAGCGGCCUCCACCACAUCAGCUGAGACCUCCACGGCCUCCACUACAACUUCCGGCACCUCCACGGGAACCUCCACUGUCCUCACCUCCACACCAGUGACCUCCACAUCAGCCUCUACAACCGCAUUUGAGACCUCCACGGCCUCCACUUCUACUCCAGGGACCACCACAGGCCUCAGCUCCACUCAAGUGACCCCAACAGUCACCUCCACCACCUCCCAAGAGACCUCCUUGGCCCCCAGUACAACUCCAGGAACCUCCACAGGCCUCACUUCAACACCUCUGAGUUCCACGGUGGCCUCCACCACGUCCUCUUCCACCUCCAUGGCCUCCUCAACCACUCCAGGGACCUCCACAGGCUUCACCUCCACUCCCGUGACUUCCUCAACGGCCUCCAUCACGUCUGGAUUGUCUUCUUCUCCGUUUACCACCACUGAAACCACCUCAACUGGUGUCACUUCCACUACCACCACCCCAACGACCACCACCACGCCAACCACCACCACCACCAGCACCCCAACGACCACCACCACAACGACCACCACCACCACCAGCCCAACGACCACAACCACCACCACCACCACCACCGUUCCUGCAGUGGUCUGCCAGAACGGAGGCACCUAUGACUCCAUCAAGUGCCUCUGCCUCCCCGACUUCUACGGCCCCUUGUGCGAGUUCUCCAGUGACUCCAUCACCACUGACCUCCCCAUCGAGGGGACGAUCGUGGCCAACGUGGAGCUGGUGGUGACCGUCACCAACUUCAAUUACACGGAGGAGCUGCAGGACCCCUUCUCGCAGGCCUACGAGGACUUCGUGAGGCAUUUUCGGCAGGAGAUGGCCAAGAUCUACGGCUCCGUGCCCGGCUAUGAGGGCGUGAAGAUCCUCCGCAUCGGGCCGGCGACCUCCAGCAGGCAGGGAGCCCGGGUGCGCAGGGCCUCUGUGUCCCUCCCCGUGGGCACCGGCCUCGAGGUGGAGCACGAGGUCAUCUUCAGAACCAUCGCCAGCCCCAACAUGACUGAGGAGUUCCAGGAGAAGACGGAGAAGCUGGUGCAGAAGCUUCAGGAGACCGCCGAAAGCCAGGGCGACUGCAAGCACGACCUCUCCGUCGUCUGCCUUGUGGUGUCGUCCAGCCCCGUCGUCAAGAACAUGACAGAGUCCCCUUCGCUUGAUGGUGAGGCCAGGGUGCCCCCACGGACCCCCCAUGUGCCCCCCUGA